Messenger RNA from Eurytemora carolleeae, 960 nucleotides. RefSeq lists its product as uncharacterized. Bases 286 to 960 code for a protein of 224 amino acids. The transcript has 2 exons. The record is from RefSeq and is a predicted model, not a curated record. NCBI's taxonomy places the organism in Eukaryota, Metazoa, Arthropoda, Copepoda, Calanoida, Temoridae.
GCCCGAGCCGUAAAUAAGGCUCAACAACAGCUUAGACCCGAGUCGUAUUUUCUUGAAUUUUUUAAAUCGCCGGCUCUGCUGAUUUAGUGAGAGUGGUGAUCUAUCUGUACGUUUAAGAAAAAUAAUUAUCCCUAAACAAUGAGCAUUCAACAUAUUUAUUAAAUAUUCUAUUUACUGUAAUUCUAAUCAGCAUUAGUAUACCCUUAAUUGAGCUAAUUCCAAAUUAUUUCUGUGAUAACAAUAAAUUUUCUUUUUUCAACGUAGACUGAUUAAUUUCAGAUUAGUAUGGAGGAACCGGAGAGAAGUAAAAAGAAAAAGGAGAAGACAAUUGACGAAGAAAUACCGUCCGCCCCAGUUUUGGCGGAUUUUAUUCAGAGUCCCGAAGAUUUGAAACUGGUAGAGAUCAAUACUAAAGAUCAUACCAAAUUAGUUAUCCGUGAUGAAAGUGUUAAUAUCAAAACAGAUUUAACUACUGAUGAUCAUAGAACAAUUGAAGCAGUUGUCACAGAUGCUGGAGCUGUUAGCAGUGAACCAGCUGUUGAAUCUGAAAAUGAAUCACAAUCUGUUCAAGCUGUCAAGGCUGUAGCGGAUGAUCGAUCUUCAUAUUCUGACUUAAACACAAACCUACAUCGAAUGGAGCCACAUUUAUUUCUAAAUAAGGAACUUGAAGGGAUGAGAUUAAACGAGGAAUAUAAAGAAUUAGCUCCUUCUGCUCCCUCAACUCCUUCAGUUCCAGUUUUUGAUUCAAUAUCAGCAACAGCUCCAAGUAUUGAUCAGUAUUCAGCGUCUGCACCUCCAUCAAGCGCCAGUGUUCCCGCUUAUGAAAUCAAUCAAUCUCCAAGUGCUCCAAUAUGUUCUCCUAGUGCUCCACAAUUUGAUGAGGGAGAGGAAGGCGGCUCCACAAAAUGCAGUAUAGAGGAUUAUUACAUGGAGCAUCAAGGUGAACUUAGUUUACAAUAA